AGAUGUCGUGUUGAACGGAACGCACGGUGACCUAUCGUGCACCUUCGCAUGGUCCAUGGUUCGCAUGAAUUUUCGUGGGUCCCGGAAGAAAUGUGUCGAACGGCGAGGAUUUUUCGGUCGUCUCGUUAGCGCGAUCGUGUCGUUGAUGCAGCCGCGCACCAGCUUCUUGCCGUAUUACGCGAGAUCGCAAGUCCGCGGGGGGUGCGCGGAGCGGUAGCCGGCAGUUUUCGCGCGUACCGGCUUGCCUCGAGGCCGCGCGAUGAGUCCUCCAUGUAACCCGCUGUAACCACGUGCUUGAAAAUCCUGUCGGCCGUUACGUGGCCGAGUCGCGUAAGUAUCCCGCCGCAACGUGGGUCCGGUGCGUUCCUCGAUACUCGCCUCGCGAAAUCGAUGCUCGCCGUCGGGAGCGGAUCGUUGUAAUUGCGAAUACACGAUUCUUUUCAGAAAACGUGAUAGAUCGCCGAAAAAUUCCGUCACGUCGGGAUAAAGGUAUGCCGAGAUGACGGAAUUCGUGGACGGCUGGUUUCUGGGACAUACCCUUGGCGAGGGAGCCUAUGAGUCAAGCUAGUCAUAAACAAAUCUACCAGAGAAGCAGUUGCCAUGAAAAUGGUCGACACAGAGAAACACCCGGAUUCAAGGCAAACGGUUCGCAAGGAGACCGCUAUUCAUCGUAUGCUGUCGAAUCCCAAUAUCAUACAAUAUUUCGGAAAGCGUAGCGAGUCUAACAUAGAGUAUAUAUUUUUGGAGUAUGCUUCGGGUGGAGAGAUGUUUGAUAGGAUUGAACCAGACAUCGGUAUGCCAUCAUUGAACGCCCAAAAGUAUUUCAGACAACUGAUUUCCGGAGUAGAGUACCUGCACAGUCGUGGCGUUGCGCACAGAGACCUCAAGCCCGAGAACUUGCUUCUCGACGAUAAUGACAAUUUAAAGAUAAGUGAUUUCGGAUUGGCGACGAUAUACCGGAUGCAGGGCAAAGAACGUUUGUUAGAAAAGAAAUGCGGAACACUGCCAUACGUUGCACCAGAAGUACUAGUGAGAGCGUAUCAUGCGGAACCUGCGGACGUGUGGUCUUGCGGGAUCAUACUUGUGGCUCUGCUAGCUGGAGAACUGCCAUGGGAUCAACCCUUGGCAGAAUGUCCCGAGUACAAGGAAUGGAAUGGCGGCAAAUACAUGUCGCUUACACCGUGGAGAAAGCUGGAUAACACGUCGUUAUCGUUGAUCAGGAAGAUUCUUACGAAUACAUCGUCGGCGAGAUAUAAAAUAUCGGAUAUCAAGCAACACAGGUGGUUUGUCACGAGCUUUACUAAAGGCGAUCAGUUGGACGGACGAAAUACCGUGAAUCCGGCAUAUGCAGAGGAUGAGAAUUUAAGAAACGUUUGCUUGUCACAACCAGAAUUCCCGGGAGGAGAAAGUAACGACGCGAUUGAAUUCAAUCUGGACGGACGUCCGGCAUUCUCAUUUUCCCAGCCGGCUCACGUGGAAGAUCUCUUGCUGUGUACACAGUUACAAACCUUAACGCAACCCAGUCAGCAAAGUUCUUUCCAGAGAUUAGUCCGCCGAAUGACUAGAUUCUUUGUCAAGAUAGGGUGUGAAGACAUUAUAAAGAGGCUAAUAAGAUACUGUGAGAAAGAGAAUUAUGCUUACCGUGCUAAUGAGUUUGGCGUGCUUACAGUACAGACAAUAGACCGGCGAAAGAUGUUGCUCGUCUUCAAAGUAAACUUUAUCGAGAUGGAUGGAAAUGUACUGGCAGACUUCCGCUUGUCUAAAGGCUGCGGUUUAGAGUUCAAGAGAGCAUUUAUCAAAAUCAGAUACGCAAUGGAAGAUGUUAUUUUGAGGAGUUCUACGAUAUACUCCAAGAAUUGACAAGCUGAAGCUGAAUAAUUGUUACUUGAUGAUCAUAGGAAUGGAGAUAAUUGUAAUUUUAAUAUAAAGUUUAUAUUUUUAUUGCGCAUACAAACGUCAAUUUUUUUAUAAUAAAACAAUAUUUUCGUACAAAUUUUUUCUAUCUUUCGUAUCGCAUGUCUCGAAAGUAUCCAAAAAAA
This is a messenger RNA of Ooceraea biroi (clonal raider ant), 2039 nucleotides long. RefSeq names its product serine/threonine-protein kinase grp (gene grp). The record is from RefSeq and is a predicted model, not a curated record. Gene Ontology annotation, biological process: mitotic G2 DNA damage checkpoint signaling; protein phosphorylation. NCBI's taxonomy places the organism in Eukaryota, Metazoa, Arthropoda, Insecta, Hymenoptera, Formicidae. Gene Ontology annotation, cellular component: cytoplasm; nucleus; site of double-strand break. Gene Ontology annotation, molecular function: protein serine/threonine kinase activity; ATP binding.